This is a messenger RNA of Lutzomyia longipalpis, 3213 nucleotides long. Its product is annotated as CUGBP Elav-like family member 2. Gene Ontology annotation, molecular function: mRNA 3'-UTR binding. The transcript has 6 exons. Gene Ontology annotation, biological process: mRNA splice site recognition; regulation of alternative mRNA splicing, via spliceosome. The coding region runs from base 1136 to 2371 and encodes 411 amino acids. The record is from RefSeq and is a predicted model, not a curated record. Gene Ontology annotation, cellular component: cytoplasm; nucleus; ribonucleoprotein complex. Lineage: Eukaryota; Metazoa; Arthropoda; Insecta; Diptera; Psychodidae.
UUGAAUAGUUUAGUCGCUCGCGCGGCCGCAUGAUGUACAGACUCUCCUCUAACGAUCUUCGCGGCAUGAACAAGUCCUAAAGAUUUUUUUUACGUUUAGUGCAAAAUAAUAUUUUUUUGAAUUGUUGCUACUUUUAAUUCCCGUGUGUACUGUGCCGCAACAGUGUGAGGCUCUCUUGUUGCAAUUUAGCGUGAGUCAGUGGAAUUAGAGGAAAUCGCGGAAAAUAAAAGAAAUGUAUUCAGUGUCACUCAGUGUGGUGCUACUAAUAGGAUCACAGUGAAUUUAAAUCAAUCCUCAAUUGCUUCGGCUAUUCGAUGAAUCUGGUCUUGUACGCGAAAGUACAUUACACCCGAUAAAUUGCUCAUUGUGCCUUCACAGUAGACUUCAAUAGUGUCAAUAAUUCUAAAAGUAAAAUGCCUCAGUUUUAAAUAAGGCGCAGUCAGAAAUAGUUGGUGUUCUUUGCGCUUCUGUUUGGUGACAUAUUUUAAGUUACUUACAAACUCACUCUUGCGGUUGGUUUUGUAUUACAUUUAAGCGAUUAGGAUCUCCGCAGUUUUUUUUGCGCGCACGCAAAUUAUCGCGAAGAAAACCGCGUGAGUGUGCGAUGGAGUUAAUAGUCCACACGUGAGCUCACUAAUUUAGGAUUUUUUAAUUCGUUAUAUACAUCAAAUUACAUAUGUAAAUAUAGUGGAGUUUUCCCUGGACAAGGAUUAAUCGAAAAUGCUGGACACAUCUCAAUAUGCGAGUGCAUCGUCAUUCAAUUAAAAUGCAUUCAUUUGCAUCUGAUACACAAAAACUAAACAUCGCAAAGUGCACACAGAGAUAAAUAUCGUGCAUUUGCAAUAAAAUACGCGGCAAUGCUGUCGCUGAAGUUAACUUGCUGACUGGAAAAUAUGUGGCGGGACCCAAAUGGUUCAAUUCGCAAGUGUAACAAGUUGCCAUUUCUCGGACAUUCAUUUCCCAGAGAUUAUCGAGCCUUUCAGCCCAUCCCAGUUUGCAAUAUUAUGUAUUUUGCAGUGUAAUGCCCCGUAGCGGGUGCAAAAUGCCAAAAUUCAAAUAAAACACCAACAAAACUAAUCAGUGAAAACGCGCAUUGUGGCAUUUUUCACCUUUUCUGACAUACCAAAAACAUUGAAUGGAAAUGAAAAAUCGCACGAAGAUCAAUUCCCCGAUAUCCAUUCCAGGACAUGCUAGUCCCAAAAAUGCAGCAUAUCCAUCCAUUUCUGCGGCAUAUUGGUUGCCAGCACCAAAUCCAACUCCAUACCUCGUUCCAGAUCGGAAGCUCUUCGUGGGGAUGUUGAGUAAAAAAUACAACGAGCAGGAUGUGAGGCAGCUCUUUUCUGGACACGGUGCCAUUGAGGAGUGCACGGUUUUGAGGGACCAAAAUGGACAAAGUAAAGGUUGUGCCUUCGUCACGUUUGCCACAAAGCAAGCAGCCAUAAGUGCUAUUAAGGGUCUGCAUCAGUGCAAGACAAUGGAGGGUUGUUCGGCACCCCUUGUAGUCAAAUUCGCCGACACCCAGAAGGACAAGGAGCAGAAGAGGCUACAGCAACUGCAGGCAAGCCUGUGGACGGCACCCAGCACAAAUGGCCUUACAAUGCCACUCACGCAGUCCGCCACGACGAUAGCGUCGCCUGUUCUACCAAAUCCUCCACAGCAGCAGAGUCCAUUCUUGGCGGCUGACGCCAUUCCACCUUCGCAGACUCUGCAGCUCUUCCAGCAGCUGCAGGGCCUUCAAACUGUUGGUAUUCAGCAACAGUUGCUCCAAGGUUUAGCAUCAUCAACACCGGAUCCGACUACAACCCCUACGGCAGGACUCCUUGCACCAAUGUCUAUGCAAAAUGUGGUUGCUCUCGCGGCUAUGGGUCAUGCGGUGCCCCAGUCGACGUCUCCGCAGCCACCUCUGGCCGCCAUGACGCCCAUCUCGGCCGCCACAGCGAUCGCCGGGAAGCCACUUUGGCCGACAAGUGCUGAUAGUUUGCCAGUUGCCUAUACAGCUGCAGCAACGACUCUACCGGGAUUGGGAACAUCUGCUGCGGCUUUUCCCGCACAAUUAGCUCCUACUGCACUUACAUCCGUUGCUGGAAAGCAAAUUGAAGGUCCUGAAGGCUGCAACUUGUUCAUCUACCAUCUACCGCAGGAGUUCACUGAUACAGACCUAGCGACGACGUUCUUGCCCUUUGGCAAUGUAGUCUCGUCAAAAGUUUUUAUAGAUAAGCAGACAAAUUUGUCAAAAUGCUUCGGUUUCGUUUCCUAUGAUAACCCUAAUUCAGCUCAGGCAGCCAUUCAAACCAUGCACGGUUUCCAGAUUGGCUCCAAACGACUUAAGGUCCAACUGAAGAGAACCAAAGAAACCACGAAGCCAUAUUGAACUUACAUCCCUUCUCAAUGUUAUUCUGUAAUUUUAUUAAGAAAACUUUAUGUAUAAAGGGUUGGCGUAUGAUUAAGUAAGGAUUGGGUAAAAAUCUGAAAAGGUUAAUUAAUGGUUCAGGUGAAGUCUUAAGUAAACUAUUACAGAUUCGUCAAACAUUGUGAAUUUUGUUUAAGGAAAUAAAUGGAAAAGGUUGUAACGUUUUACCAAGUGAAGGGUUUGAAUUAAAUUCAUCUGAAAUUAUAUUUUAAAAAAAUCUUACUUAAUGUAAAAGUCAACCCUUAAUUUGUUACCCAUUAGAUUAGGUAUCGAAAGAGAAAAGCUAAGAAAUAUUUUAUAAAGUAGUUCCGAUCGUUCAAAUUGUUCAAAUAAGUCCAAAUACGGACACUUAGCGAGGUCUUACAAAAAUGGUUUUCCGACAAUUUUUUUUUUCAAUUUAGAUUAUUCAUUUCAAUAAAAAACUACAUAGAUUUAAAAAUAAUAUCAAAAUAAAUCUACAGUGCCAGUAAACCUCACAAGCAUCUAUCUAUUACUUAAACUAUCUACAAAUGAACCGAUUUUAGAGCUUACAGGCAAUGCUAUGUACUUAUAGAAAAAAACGCGUCAGGAAUCUUCCAUUUUCGAAGUGUUAGAGUAAUAUAAUAAAAUCUGUACUUAAGAAAUUUUUGAAAAAUAUUUUAAAAAGGGGUUUCGAAAUAGAAUACAAAUUCAAUUGCCAAAUUCCUAAUUUUUAGUAGAGCGACUAUAUAGGAAGUUUCUUCUAAUUAUAUACAAAAUUAUUGUAAUCACCAAAGAAAAAUUUAAAUGUAGCAAAUAAAAUUAUAUACAACUUUAAAAAAAAA